UAUGGAUGUAAUAUCUGGAGUGUAUAUUGAAAACUCUACCCAAUAAACAUUACAUUGCAAAAAAGAAAAAGACACCCAUGGUUUCUCUGACCUUCUGUUAUUUCCCACCAGGGUGUUGACGUCAUGUUGUUUUGGUUCAAAGCAGCACUGAGGACUUUCCUUAUUGUUAGAGUAAUGAGGACUUUGACUUGUGGUUUACUGUCACAGCUUUAUAGACGCACAGUAAAAGUCUGCUGACUGCUGAAACUCUGAUAGUUAUAAGAAGUUAGAGGAAGGAGAAGAAGAAAAAACUCUCACAUCUCUCUUACUGGAUAAUUAAUCAAGAAUGUAACCUUAAUUUUAAACAGGUUGGCCCAUAAAUUUGAAUUGGAUAUUUCUUUUGAUUUUUUUGUCAAGACAUACCUGCUGGAAUGACAGACAUUCUUGGGAAUAACUUGAGUGCAAGAUGAAGUUCCUGCUGGGAUGAACUGGGAUUAAAAGUAAUGAUGGACAUCUGAAUCAGAUCAGCACUUCUAAACCCACCUGGUGAUACACUACCCAACCCAUACAGCCCACAUCACACAGGGAGCAGAGAUGGGGACGGUUAAAGAAUUGCUUUUGGAAACACUGGAAAAUUUGGGACAUGAGGAGCUAAAAUCUUUCAAGUGGUACCUGCAGCUGCCUGAGGUCCACGAUGGCUUCUCCCCAAUCCCAAAGUUCCAGCUAGAUAAGGCAGACAUGCUGGACACAGUGAAUUUGAUGGUGCAGAAAUACAACCAACAGGCUGCGGAGGUGGCCAAGAAGGUUUUAGGGAAGAUGAGCAGAAAUGAUCUGGUGCAGCAUUUGUCAAACAGCAGUUCAGAGCUAAAAGGGAAUGUCAGUGAUGUUGUAGAGCCUACAGAGGACACAGGAGCUUCCCCUCUUCAACCACAGGCCUCUCCUGUUCCUCACCCUCUCACCAAGAGCAGUCAACCUGAAGAUAUGAAUAUUGCAGUGCCAGAGCCUCCAGAACAGAUCAUACUAUACCAACGCACACUCCAAUCUUACCUCCAGAGCAAGUUUAUGUGUGCUCGAGAGGGCAUGACAGAGAGGACAGAUGAGCAGUGUCUGGUUGACAUCUUCACAGAGCUGUUCAUCACAACCGGGGGGGAAAUACACAUCAAUGAACAGCAUGAGGUAAUGCAGAUUGGGAUGCCAAAGGGGAGGGUAGCAGUGACAGAGAAACCAAUUGAACCAAGUAACAUAUUCAAAAGCCCUACUGGAAAUCACAAACCCAUACGAACAGUGCUGACGACUGGAGUUGCAGGAAUUGGCAAAACAUUUCUUGUGCAAAAGUUUGUGUUGGACUGGGCUGAGGGAAGAAAGAAUCAAGAUGUGCACCUUAUAUUCCCCUUCACUUUCCGCGAACUGAAUUUACUGAAGGGAGAAAGAUUUCGUUUGGCAGAGCUUAUCCACACAUGUAUCUGGGAAACCAAAGCCAUCACGGAGAAGAAACUUCAUGACAUCUUCACAAAACUACAGGCAUCAGGAAACCGUGAUUUUAACAAGAGUAAAUUUAAACUUCUGUUUGUGUUGGAUGGACUGGAUGAAAGCCGCCUUCAGCUGGACUUUACUCGCAGUGAAAAGCUGCCAGCUGACUUCGAUGUGACACAGUUAACCUCAGUGGAUGUGCUGCUGACAGCCCUCAUCAAGGGCAAACUGCUUCCCUCUGCUCGCGUCUGGAUAACCACAAGGCCUGCAGCGGCCAGUCAGAUCCCUCGAGACUUUGUACACAGCAUGACAGUGGUGAGAGGAUUCACUGAUCCUCAGAAGGUGGAGUACUUCAGGAAGAGAUUCCCAGAUGAAAAGCAAGCCAGCAGAAUUAUCUCCCACAUCAAGGCAUCUAGAAGCCUCUUCAUUAUGUGCCACAUCCCAGUUUUCUGCUGGAUCACUGCUACAGUUCUGAAGGAUGUUUUGAAUACCAAAACGCAGGCAGAGCUACCCAAAACCCUGACUGAGAUGUACACAGAAUUCCUGGUGUUUCAGAUCACCCUGACAGAAGAGAAAUAUGGCACAAAAAAGAGCAUUCAGUACAUCCAGUCAUUAGCAAAGCUAGCUUUUCACCAGCUGGAGAAAGGCAACCUGAUCUUCUAUGAGAAAGACCUGAAAGACAGUGGCAUCAAUUUCCGUAAAGCCUCACUGUACUCUGGAGUUUUCACAGAGGUCUUUAAAGAGGUGCGCAGGUGGAAGAAGGAUAAUGACAAGGGCAAGAUGUUCAGCUUUGUCCAUCUGAGCCUUCAAGAGUAUCUGGCUGCCCUUUAUGUGGUGAUGUCACUCAUUAAUGACAACAAGAAUGUACUGUCUAAGCCAGAGCUAACACUGGAAAGUCUGUGGAUGCUUUGCAAGAGAAAAUCCAUAACAGAAGUCCAUGAGAUUGCAAUUGACAAAGCCUUACAGAGUCCAAAUGGACACCUGGACUUGUUCUUACGCUUCCUCCUGGGUCUUUCCCUGCAGACCAAUCAGGAUCUUCUUAAGUACUUGUUGAAGAUGACAAAAGGGUUCUCUCAGACCAACCACAAAACAAUCCAGUCCAUCAAGGAAAGGAUCAGAGAGAAUACAUCUCCAGAGAGGAGCAUCAAUCUGUUCUACUGUCUAAAUGAGCUGAAAGAUGAUUCUCUAGAGGAGGAGAUCCAACAGUACCUGAGUUCAGGAAGUCUUUCCACAGACCAACUCUCUCCUGCUCUCUGGUCAGCUCUGGUCUUCAUCUUACUGUCAUCGGAAGAAGCGCUGGAGGUGUUUGACCUUAAAAAAUACUCUGCUUCAGAGGAGGGUCUACUGAGGCUGCUGCCAGUGGUCAAGGCAUCCAACAAAUCUCUGCUGAGUGGCUGUAAUCUGUCAGAGAACAGCUGUAAAGCUCUGGCCUCAGUUCUCAGCUCUCAAUCUUCUAAACUGAGAGAGCUGGACCUGAGUGACAACGACCUGCACGAUUCAGGAGUGAAGCUCCUCUCUGCUGGACUGGAGAGUCCACACUGUGCCCUGCAAACUCUCAGACUGUCAGGCUGUAUGAUCACAAAGGAAGGCUGUGCUUCUCUGGCCUCAGCUCUGAAGUCCAACCCCUCCCACCUGAGAGAGCUGGACCUGAGCUACAAUCAUCCAGGAGACUCAGGAGUGAUGCAGCUGUCUGCUGGACUGAAGGAUCCACAAUGGAGACUGGAAACUCUCAACCUCGACCAUGGUGGAGAGCAAAGAUUGAAACCUGGUCUGAAGAAAUAUGUCUGUGAACUCACACUGGAUCAAAACACUGCACACAGAAACCUCAAACUGUAUGACAACUGCAUGAAGGCGACAACCGUAAAAGAGGAGCAGCCAUAUCGUCAUCACCCAGAAAGAUUCGACUGCUGGCUUCAGGUGCUGUGUAGCACUGGUCUGACUGGUCGCGGUUACUGGGAAGUUGAGUGGGAAGGCAAGGUUUAUAUAGCAGUGACAUAUGGAGGAAUCAGACGGAAAGGAGAGGGAGCUGAUGGCUGUCUUGGAGCGAAUGACCACUCCUGGAUGCUGCUCUGUGAUGACGAUGGUAGUUAUUCUGUCCGGCAUGAAGACAGAGCUACACCCAUUCGUCCCUGGUCGUCUCCUGCGUCUAACAGAGUGGCAGUGUUUCUGGACUGUCCUGCUGGCAUGCUGUCCUUUUACAAAGUGGCCUCUGACAAACUGAUUCACAUCCACACUUUCCACUCCACAUUCUCUGAGCCUCUUUAUCCUGCAUUUGGGUUUGGGUAUGGAUUUGAUUGCUUCGGUUCCUCAGUAUCCUUAUGUGAGGUGGAAGACAACAUCUUCUCCACCCACUGUUGACUGAAGAAAGUUGUUGAAACUCUGGUUCACUCUGCACUGGAAACAAGAUCUUACACUAAGUUUUCAUGCAACUGAUUAAUCAGUAACCUCAUUUCUGAAACAUUAUGUAAAAGAGAGACCUGGUUUCAGUUAUGAUGAAAAACCUGGUAACAGUACUGGACUGAUUUCUAUGGGCAAGCCCUUUUAUGUGUCCAGUAACACAGUGUAGGCUAUCUGCAUGUCAACAAUGUAUUCAUUAAAAGAGUAUUCAUGAAAUACUGAUGUAGCAUGUCACCAAAUCCAACUCCAUGACAACUGAGCAAACUACAUUCAGUGAUGAAGACCAUGUGAUAUGUAUCGUAGAAAAGGUUUCAGUCGUAGUCAUCUGGACACUGUUUUCAGAAUCGAGACGUAAACAGUGUCCAGAUGACUACGGCUGAAACCUUUUCUACGAUAGAACACUCCUGGACGAAUGAGGGUCUACACCGUCUUACCAUGUGAUAUGGCUCCAGAUAAAGCUUUCCAUAAAGUGGAAAUUGAGUUGGUAUUGUUUUUUUGAACUUUUUAUGACAUGCUCACAGUAUAUUUAAUAUCUUUCAGAGAUUACAUAACAUUGUUAAAAGAAUAUUCCACUGAAAAUAUAUUCUCUGAGUAUCAAAUACUCACCCGGUGUAGACUGAUGCUCAGUAUGUUCCAAACACUUAUAUUUUUGUUAGUAAAAUGAGAGACAAAUUAAAUUUAAAGUUCAAAGUAAUUCACUGAGGAUGAUUUGUAAACCUAAGAUUGUGAGCCUUUACCUGCAAGAGUGAAAAACAAGACAGCCAUGCUAGCUGUACUUGUAAUGCUGUACUUUGAGCUAAAUGCUAAUGUCAGCAUGCUAACAUUCUCACAAUGAUGAUGCUAACAGGCUGAUGCUAUGCAGGUAUAAUGUGUAAUAUGUUCACAAUGUUAGUUUAAUGUGUUAGCAUGCUAACGUGCUAAUUAGCACUAAACACAAAGUCAAACAAAAUGUCAUUAGUUUUACAGGUAUUUGGUCAUAAACCAAACCAGUACUUAACAAGUUAAUUUUAACCUGAUGAUGCCGUUAGAUAAAAAAGUCUGAGGGGAAUGUGAAUGUCUGAACCACUUUGCAUGGCAAUCCAUUAAAAUAGUUGUUGAGAUAUUUCACUCAAAAACACAAACAACAACCUCAUGGUGGCACUAGAUGAGAAGUCAGGGGAUCAUAAAAGUCACUAAGAUUCAUCUUCUGGAGACCAUGAAUAUCUAGACCAAAUUUCAUGUCAAUCCAUACAAACGUUGUUGAGACAUAAACAUAAAAUCACAAAUUAUUAUUGUGGCUAUGGAACUAUUUGUCAGGCUCUUUAUUUUUUGUUGUCUUUGAAAAAAUAAAUGCAGAACUGUUUUGCCUAUAUUCAA
Molecule: messenger RNA, 5202 nt
Organism: Siniperca chuatsi (mandarin fish)
Lineage: Eukaryota; Metazoa; Chordata; Actinopteri; Centrarchiformes; Sinipercidae
Product: NACHT, LRR and PYD domains-containing protein 3-like
Exons: 9
Coding region: 574-3807 (1077 amino acids)
Molecular function (GO): protein binding
Source: RefSeq, a predicted model, not a curated record